GUUCGUUCCUUUGUCACGUGACUCCCAUAGACACUAUGCGGUGCAAUAGAUUCAAAAUAACGAACGACACAGACUAGAAGAUAUGAGCACUUCAGUCAUCAGAAAAAAAUCGAGAUUUUUCGGACACGAAAUGCGACAACAACUUCAAUAUCACCAUACAUUUCUAAAACAUUUAGAACUGUGUGUUUAACAAAAAGAAUUCUGUAACUUUUCCAAAACGCCAACGAUUUAAAGUCGAAAACACACUAAGGCGGAACUCGACACCGUGGUCGUGUAAACCCAGUCGGACGGAUUUGAAGGUGACACAGGAUAGAGCGGCCAGAUUUCUCAUCAAGGAUGAAUGGAUACAUAAACACAAAGUGCAGUAUCCGGUUGAUGUCGCUGCACUGGUGCUGUAUUUAUAGUUGAUGUAUAAUACAUAGAAGAUAAUUUAAUAUGUACGUUUAUUGAUUCAGUGGACCAGUUUUAUUGGUCGCUUGUUAGAGAUUGUUAGAUUUAUGUGAUGGUGAAUAGGUUAGGUCAUGCACAUGAUGUAGCUUGUUGCAGUUCUACUGAUGCUACUGAUGUUUGUACAUAGUUCAUUUGUUUAGGCAUUGAUCUGUUUACAAGAUUUACCAUUAAGACAGUCUAGUACAGUGAACCUACCUUAAUCCAUUAGUGAUUCAGUAUAUCUGUAAGUUACAUAUUUGUAUGUACAAUAAUUUAACCGAGCAGUCCAAAUAUAAAAUGCACCUACCAUAAUCUAUUAAUAACUGAUGCAUGCAAUAUCAAAAUGUCUGCGUUUUGCUCAAAGGUUAUUUUCCAAAGCCUCAGAUGUACCGUUCACAGAAUCCCUGUGUCUGUUCGAUCCGUGCCGUACAGAAAUUUCUUUAUCAAGAAGAGCCAUCACAUUCUUUCUCGGACACCCAAAGUGGUGUUGAUGUGUUGGGGGGCAGGUGGCAUCACGUAUGCUUCGGCCCAGGAGGCAGCUCUUCCUCUACAGAGAACUGCCGAAAAAAAAUCUCUCGCGAAGGUGCAGGUUCACAGACUAGUGUUUGUGCUGCGACUGGGAAUCCGUGCCUUGGUCCUCAUGCUGAAAUUCAGCCCGAUUUUGCUGCUAUACCCACUGAGUCUGAUCUCCCAGCACUGGACUACGUGCUGGCUAGACGCCCUGUUCUGGGUCACUGAGACGUCCGGUCCAACGUUUAUCAAACUCGGCCAGUGGGCUAGCACGCGACGGGACAUUUUCUCGCAGGAGUUCUGUGAUCGCUUUUCCCGGCUUCAUGUCAAGGUGCAGCCUCAUUCAUGGACUCACACUAAGCAAUGUCUAAGACGGGCUUUUGGGGAAGGAUGGCGGCAGCUCUUUAUCUUUGACAGUAAGGAGCCUGUGGGAUCAGGAUGCGUGGCACAGGUGUAUCGUGCCAAGGCUUGCGUGGCAAACGUGCAAGACCCAGCCUUCCAGCAGCUGGUGGAGGGCCUUGAAAAGGAGGACCUGCUGGAAGCCUGGGAGGUUCCUGGCUUCAGGAAAACUUUGAGUUAUUUAUUGGGAUCAGAGAAGGGAGAGCAGGAGAUGUUAGAUAAUGUGGACGGAGGUUCUGCCGAGCUUCCACAUGCAGAGGAUAAGAGUUUAAUACCAGUGGCAAUUAAGGUGCUUCAUCCUGGUAUCAGGAGACAGGUUCAGAUAGAUCUGAUACUGAUGAAGGCUGGAAGUAUGAUCAUCAGCUGCUUACCAGGGCUCAAGUGGCUCAGCCUACCCGAAGUGGUGGACGAAUUUGAAAAACUCAUGACAAAACAGAUAGACCUUCGCUGUGAAGCAAGGAACAUGGAGAAGUUCAAGAACAACUUCAAGGACUUGGAAUAUGUCAAGUUCCCAACACCUCUAAGACCAUUUGUCACAAGCACUGUCCUGGUUGAAACAUAUGAGGAGAGCGAACCUAUUUCGAACUACCUUAGAUCCGAGGUUUCUGUGGCUGUGAAGCAGAGAAUUGCCCGUAUGGGGGUGUACACACUUCUGAAAAUGGUGUUUGUGGAUAACUUUGUCCAUGGAGACCUCCAUCCAGGGAAUAUCCUGGUUCGAGCUGAUCUGGGGGUCUCGGACCAGAACAAAGCCACUCUGACGGAUCUAUGGGACAUGGUGGUGGUCAGCAUGAGACCGUCUCCUCCUCCAUUACAGCUUGUCCUGCUGGAUGCUGGAAUUGUUGCCCAGCUAAGUGAGGGAGAUCUGCGUAACCUGAGAGCUGUCUUUACUGCUGUCGUCCUCCAGCAGGGGGACCGUGUAGCUGAGCUGAUUCUAAACCAUGCCAGGGCCAACGAAUGCCAGGAUGUGCCGCGAUUUAAAAAGGAAAUGGCCGAGCUGGUGAAUCUUGCCGUCAGCGACACACUGUCUUUGGGGAAGUUUCAGGUGUCGGAGCUGUUAUCGCGAGUGUUUCGACUGCUAAUCCACCACAAGGUGAAACUGGAGAGCAAUUUUGCAUCUAUUGUAUUUGCCAUCAUGGUCCUGGAAGGCUUGGGAAGGUCACUGGACCCAAACUUGGACUUGCUGGAGAUUGCUAAACCUCUACUGUUAAAGAACUUCACCUCUUUUCUUUCCUGAACCCUGCGUCCACAGUUUUGGUCCAUUGUUUCAAUGUACAUAGCUAUGAAAAAGUAUUUGCCUUCUGUGCUUGAAUUUUUCCAGAUUGUUUUUAUUUUUUUUUUAUUUUUUUGCAUGAUUAACUUUGUUAGACAGGUUUUAUUGAUUCACCAGGUCUGGCAGUAAUUAGGCCUUGGUGGGGCAAGCGAAAUUUAACUGGGCUUUUCAAAAAUUACAGUUCAUUCAUGAUUUACCAAGAGGAGCAAUUACUUUUUUUUUUUUUUUUUUUUUUACAUAUGGCCAGGUAGUUUAAACAGGUUUUUAUUUUAAUGAAUGAAAUCAUAAUUUUGCAUAAUUUAACAAAAAUGCAUUUUGUAUUUGCUUGGGUUGAAAAUUGUUUAAUCUCAAUCAUUUAAGUGUGACAACUAUACAAAACAGUAAGUGGUAAAUACUUUUUCACGGCACCGUAGCUUAGGUAACUUUUAUGUAGACUUGGAACUGAAUAUGAUUAUAGAUUAUCAGGGCUAGUGUGUGUGUGAAAAUAUUUGGUUUUAUUAACCAAUCCUUAGAAAUCAUGACUUUGAUUGUUAAUCCUGAAACUAUUUUAAGAAAACUUCCAGAUGCAUAAUAGACCCCUUAUUAUAUUAUUAGGAUAAAACCUUAUCAUCCUGUUACUGCUGCAACACUGCUAGCAAAAGUGGACAAUCUUUAAAAAAUUAAAACUAAUCCAGUGCAGGGUUGCCAGAAACCUGGAGCCUAUUCCUUGAAAAGGGCGGGCACACACUGGACAGGGUGCCAUUACAGAGCACAUAUGCACGACCAUCCACUAAUUCCAGGGAAUUUGGAAACACAGUUUAGCCUGCUUUGCAUGUCUUUCGAUUGUGGGAAGGAACCAGAGUACCCGAAAGAAAUCCACCAAGCACAGAGAGAACAUGUAAUGUUUGCACACACACAGAACUGAGGUGGGAAUCGAAUUCUUAAGCCUGAAGUUGUGAGGCCACAGCUCCUCCCUUACUAUUGUGUUAUAUAAAUAUGUUAAAUGUUUAGACAGAUGUGAAAUGAAAGACUGAGCCAAACAUAUAAUUUUGUGCUAUUUAUCAUAUGACAUUUUUCAUCAUUUAAAACUUGAUAUAUACUUGAUAAA
Molecule: messenger RNA, 3695 nt
Organism: Clarias gariepinus (North African catfish)
Lineage: Eukaryota; Metazoa; Chordata; Actinopteri; Siluriformes; Clariidae
Gene: adck2
Product: aarF domain containing kinase 2
Exons: 9
Coding region: 773-2572 (599 amino acids)
Biological process (GO): protein phosphorylation
Cellular component (GO): mitochondrion
Molecular function (GO): protein kinase activity; ATP binding
Source: RefSeq, a predicted model, not a curated record